AUGCCGCAGGGCGACCACAUCGAGCUGCACCGGAAGCGGUAUGGACGGCAGCUGGAUCAUGAGGAGCGCACGCGCAAAAAGGAGGCGCGCUCCGUGAAGAAGAGGGCGGCGUAUGCUCAGAAGGCCAUUGGCCUGAAGGGCAAGAUGUUCGCCAAGCAGCGGUACCAGGAGAAGGCGGUGAUGAAGAAGACCAUCGCAAUGCACGAGGAGAAGGACAAGAACCGGCGGGUCAAGGACGCGGACGAGGGUUCGGCCAUGCCGGCCUACCUGCUGGAGCGUGACCAGGUCGACAGGGCCAAGGUGCUGAGCAACACCAUCAAGCAGAAGCGGAAGGAGAAGGCCGGGAAGUGGGAGGUCCCCCUGCCCAAGGUCCGCCCCGUGGCCGAGGAGGAAAUGUUCAAGGUGCUCCGCACCGGCAAGCGGAAGAAGAAGGAGUGGAAGCGUAUGGUCACCAAGGUGACCUUUGUGCCACCCGGGUUCACGCGCAAGCCGCCCAAGUACGAGCGCUUCAUCCGGCCCACCGGUCUGCGCAUGAACAAGGCGCAUGUGACCCACCCCGAGCUGAAGGCCACCUUCCAGCUGGCCAUCAUCGGCAUCAAGAAGAACCCCAACGGCCAGGCGUACACGAGCCUGGGCGUGAUCACGCGCGGCACCAUCAUCGAGGUGAAUGUGUCGGAGCUGGGCCUGGUGACCCCUGGCGGCAAGGUGGUGUGGGGCAAGUACGCCCAGGUCACUAACAACCCCGAGAACGACGGCUGCAUCAACGCCGUCCUCCUCGUGUGA
Molecule: messenger RNA, 783 nt
Organism: Auxenochlorella protothecoides
Lineage: Eukaryota; Viridiplantae; Chlorophyta; Trebouxiophyceae; Chlorellales; Chlorellaceae
Product: Ribosome biogenesis protein NSA2-like protein
Exons: 3
Coding region: 1-783 (260 amino acids)
Biological process (GO): maturation of LSU-rRNA; maturation of 5.8S rRNA
Cellular component (GO): preribosome, large subunit precursor; nucleolus
Source: RefSeq, a predicted model, not a curated record